Aspergillus sclerotioniger CBS 115572 is the source of this 1329-nucleotide messenger RNA. RefSeq lists its product as uncharacterized. The record is from RefSeq and is a predicted model, not a curated record. The transcript has 3 exons. Gene Ontology annotation, molecular function: hydrolase activity. The coding region runs from base 1 to 1329 and encodes 442 amino acids. Lineage: Eukaryota; Fungi; Ascomycota; Eurotiomycetes; Eurotiales; Aspergillaceae.
AUGCGUGUCUUCUCUUCCAAACAGCUGUCUCCAGCAGGAGCAUCAUUCUCGGAGUACCGUGAUAGCAUCAACAUUCCGGUAGGAGCCAACGGCUCUAUAGCACUCGAUAUCACCCACCCCACCUAUGCUCCCAUUAGGGCCCGUGAUAAUGUGAUCAUCCGUCUCCCGCCGGGUCCAAUCUUCUCUUUUAGCCCCGAGGGCCUUCCCACGUAUUCACCACCCCGUCACAGGGGACCACCUUCCAAGGAAUAUGUCCCACGCAGCCUAGCAACCAUCACAUCCUCAACGAUAGUAACAAUCAACUACCGUCUGGGAAAUCUGCCAACCAACUCCGAUAAUCCCACUGACCUGGCAUUCCACGAUUACAAAUACCCAACCCCCGUCCACGACACCCUCGCUGGCCUCGACUGGAUUCUGGAGACCCUGCAGCCUAGUCGUCUAAGCGUCAUUGGCACGCACAUUGGCGGCUCCCUGGCCCUAAUGCUCUCCCUCACGGAAGCCAAGUCCAUCCACGCAGUCGCGGCUCUAGAGCCCAUCUGCGAUUGGACAUCCCUUGAUGAGCAUUGUAUUCAAUCACCGCCAACGGAUGAAAAGGCAGCCUUGACUAGCUGGCGCAACAAAAAGCAUCCCAGGGGAAGAGUCGCACCAUGGGACCUUCCCCCACUUCUAGCAGCAAGGAAGGCGUAUUUCUCCACCCCAGAGCGGUAUUUCGACGCCUUUGCGUCACCGAUCUUAUUUCUUCGUUCUGCGGGGAAGGACACUCCCCGCUCGUUUCCGGAGUAUUAUACAGGACCGGAGUAUCCAGUUCCCGUUUUGAAAGCUGGUAAUGCGUCUGAGGGCGAGGACCUUCUUGACUCCUUGGAUGUGUAUCGACAUGAGGAGCAGGAGAGUACGCAUGAUUCGUAUUCUAAGGAUAGUGAAACGAAACGCGAACCGCCUCGGAGACGAAAGGCCAUCUCGAGAUGGCCGCCAUUCGGUCUGGAUUAUGGGACUAGUGGUCCAACGUGGCAUCAUCCUGGUCAGGGGAUCAAGCGGCUCGAGAUGGAACUUCCCUGGGUGAGGAUAUCAACUCGCGUUGAUGACUCUCUUUCUAAAUCAGGGCUUUUGAUGGCUGCCCCGGGAGCACGGAAAUGGAAAAGGGUUCACACAGAUAGCGUUUUAUAUCAACAAGCCCACGAAAUGGUCGAUGUUAUGCAACGGGCGUGUUUCUGGGGCCGCGAGAAGGGGUAUGGUCAGAAGAGAGUGACCCUCACUCAAUUCCUGGAGCAUGAUUGGACUCUCUCACAUCACAGGGCAGCGGAUUGGCUGAGGGAGGUGAUGAUGAAUUGA